Eurytemora carolleeae is the source of this 2723-nucleotide messenger RNA. RefSeq names its product protein SCAI. Gene Ontology annotation, biological process: DNA-templated transcription. Gene Ontology annotation, cellular component: nucleus. The record is from RefSeq and is a predicted model, not a curated record. Gene Ontology annotation, molecular function: transcription corepressor activity. The coding region runs from base 147 to 1877 and encodes 576 amino acids. Lineage: Eukaryota; Metazoa; Arthropoda; Copepoda; Calanoida; Temoridae. The transcript is spliced from 11 exons.
GGGAGAGAAAGCCUCCGAACCGAUCAAUACUGUAUAGUACCGCAGUGGAAAGCCAUGUCUGCCAGAUGAACCCGAGUUGUUGUGGGAUUCACACUCAGACCACUUGCUCCGGGUACAACAACCUAGUGAUCAUGGCUUAGGACGGGAUGAACGAGCUCGGGAUGCACGACGACGUGGUUCUGGACCUGGAGGGAGAGGAGAGGAAGGUUAUCAGUGAGUUUUGUCAUCACUUGGAGAAAUCCAAGCAGCUUUUUAACGGGUUAAGAGACAUGCCGCAGUAUGGACAUAAACAGUGGCAGGGAUACUUUGGUCGAACCUUCGAUAUUUAUACUAAACUCUGGAAAUUCCAGCAGCAGCAUAGAGCUAUACUGGACAGGAAGUAUGGUCUGAAGAGGUGGCAGAUCGGAGAAAUAGCUUCCAAGAUAGGACAGCUUUAUUAUCACUACUAUUUGAGAACGAGUGAGACAAAUUAUCUGAAUGAAGCGUUCUCGUUCUACGCAGCUAUACGAGGGCGGGCAUAUUACUCUAGAACUACUAGGGAGGAAAGGUCCCAGCAUGAGAGAUCCGACUUGAUUGUGAAGAAGCUCCGGUACUAUGCCAGGUUUAUCGUUGUCUGCCUCCUACUUAAGAAGAUGAAACUAGUUCGGGACCUGGUUAGGGAGCUGAGUAAACAUAUAGAUGAGUACACUGCUACCUACGAGCCUGAUGAUCAGAUGGAAUGGUCUCUUGUCCUUGCAGAGAUAAGAUCCUUCAUAGAGGCGGACACGGUCGUAAACGUCUUGGACUCCGAUAGUAACAGCAUUGUUCUCAGCCACAGGUUGAACCCUCUAAUUACUCCUCCGGUGGAGAGAUCUCCGAUCAUGACCUUGUCUCUCCAGGAGGUGAUAAUAGUAGGUAACGUGACGGACCAGAUCAAGUUCUCCGAGCUGACCCUCGACAUGUUCCGUAUGCUGCAAACCCUGGAGCGGGAACCCCAGGAUGAGAUGGCUCAAGUUUAUGACUGUUCUCCUGCCCCAGGACGGAUACCAGUUGAGAACGGUAUGCUCACUAGACGAGAAAACCCACACAAGUACCUGCUCUACAAACCAACGUUGCCACAGCUCUUUGUGUUCUUAGCUUCAGGAUACAAAGAACUACCGCCGAACGGCGCCCUUCUUCUUUACAUCUCCGCCGACGGGUUUUUCCCCAUCCGCCCUCAACCAGAGGAGACGGGGUACGAUCUUGGCGGGGUCCUGAUGCUACCUAAACACGAUGUUGAACCACCCGGUAACAAGUCUAUGGGUCAUGUUAAGGAGCAUUGUUGCUUGUAUCCAGGGGAUCUUUUUCCGUUUACUCGACGUCCUACCUUUCUUAUUGUAGACUCAGAUAACAGUUUAGCCUUCUCCAGUAUACCACACCACUUUGAUAUGCCUCUAGUUGUUCUAAUGUCUCCGCAGAGCGUUCCUUCAACCUUUCAAGAUCAUGCACACAAGGGAAGUUUGUUCACUCUCUUCCUUCACUCUCCUCUCUCUGCGUUCUGUUUUGUGACAAAUAUAGUGGAUAUCCCGCUAAACCUCUGGGAUAAGUGUCUUGCUUAUAUAGAUAGAUUUAUUAGUGAAGCCUCCAGGCUUAUAUCCCGCUGUAGAGGAGUAGACCCUUCCUACCUCAACUUCUUAGGAGAUGAUUUCCUACGCUUAUUAAUGUGUCGCUAUAUAUUCUGUGAUGUAGUUCUUAGAAUCCAUAGAUCAUUCAAGGGUUCCCAGUUUUAUCCUAAAACUCAUCCUGCUCUACCUGAUCUAGACAUACUGGAGAACCCAACCUUACAGCGAUAUGUUCUGGACUUGGCAUCUCAGUUGGAUGUUAGACCAGUUUUCUUUCAAUGCGGAGAAAUAGAUUAGAUUCCCUGUACUCAUUCUUCCUCGCAACAUAUAUGUACAGUGUACACUACAAUGCACACAGCUAAUAUAACUACACUUACUGUACAGCGUACAAUGAAAGUGUACAGUUUAAACUAUACAAUCUACAAUGCAAAUUGUAUACUGCAUACAAUGUACACUGAACAGUACAGUAUAAUGAAUACAGUUCAUACAGUAAAAUCGUGCAAAGUACAAAGUGUCCCACAUCAUAUUGGAUCCUAUAUAGCUCUAACUUGCGAUUUUUGGAAAAAUCAGAAAAUUUAAAAAGAAUGAAUCAUUUUUAAAGAUUUUAAAAGACUGAUAUAAAAAUUUGUAUGCAGAAAAUGCUAUGUUUUUCGAGCAGUACAUGCGUAUCUUGGCGUUAAUGCUUGGAGAUAAUCUAAUAUGAUAUGGGACGCUCUGUACAUUGUGCACCUAGAAAAACUACAUGUAGAACAAUUGCAAGUAUGCGUAAAGUAUACAAAGUACAGAACUGGAGCUGUUUAUUUGUUUUAAAUAGUCAAAUGGCGAAAUAUUAAGUUGUAUAUUUUUAUUCUGUGUAAUAUCAAAUACGUAAAAUCACAAAUUGCAAAUAUUCUACAAAUUUUCUUCAAUUCGCAAAAAUUUUUAAGCUUUAACUCUGUUUUUGGGUGUUUUAUCAUCAUAUUAUUGGAGAAGAUUCUUUUUCAAUGUUCUUAAAAACAAAAUAUGUUAGAACUAAAAUAUUACUUUUGUUUUUACCCUGAAUCCGGUUUUCCUUUCGAACAAAAUAGAAAUGAUUCAAUUUUCUUCGGAACUUUCAACCUAAUUAUAUACUUUUCCCACCAACUCUGACCAUCAGCAACUUUU